UUCUCUGGUGGCCGGUUUGAGAAGAACUGCCACGAGAGUCUACCAAGUCUGCGCGUGCGCGAAGUAGCCGAGUUGUAAGCUAGUGACGAAGACCCUACAAGAUUUUCCCUGCGGAAGAGCAGCAAUGUCGUAUUGCGUUCGCGUUUUUAAGGCCCAGAGGCUAGCUGGGUUUGCUACCGACAUCCAACAAAGAUGUUUCAGCGUGAGUCCGUUGAGCUUCGCCGCCGCAAAGGUGGCGAUGUCCAAAUUCGACCAAACUACCUACCUUCCCUACGACAAACUCGAAGAGAACAUCAAAAUCGUGAAGAAACGACUCAACCGACCACUGACAUUAUCUGAAAAGGUUUUGUACUCUCACCUGGAUGAACCGCAGACGCAAGAUGUUGUCCGUGGAACGAGUUACCUCAGAUUACGACCAGACCGUGUUGCUAUGCAGGAUGCUACAGCACAGAUGGCAAUGCUGCAGUUCAUUAGCUCCGGUCUCCCCAAAGUCGCUGUGCCCUCGACCAUCCACUGCGAUCACUUGAUCGAAGCUCAAAUUGGUGGAACUGAAGAUUUGGCCCGAGCCAAGGACGUAAAUAAGGAAGUAUACAAUUUCCUGAAGACAGCUGGUGCCAAGUACGGCGUUGGAUUCUGGAACCCUGGAUCCGGUAUCAUCCACCAAAUUAUUCUGGAAAACUACGCGUUCCCUGGGCUGCUGAUGAUUGGUACAGACUCUCACACACCGAACGGAGGAGGCUUGGGCGGCUUGUGUAUUGGUGUUGGUGGAGCUGACGCUGUUGACGUGAUGGCCAAUAUUCCGUGGGAAUUGAAGUGCCCCAAAGUUAUUGGUGUCAAGUUGACUGGCCAGCUCAAAGGUUGGACGAGUCCGAAGGACAUCAUUCUGAAGGUUGCAGGUAUCCUGACGGUGAAAGGAGGCACUGGAGCGAUUGUAGAAUACUUUGGCCCUGGUGUGGACAGCAUUAGCUGUACUGGUAUGGCCACGAUUUGUAACAUGGGUGCGGAAAUUGGUGCUACGACUUCAGUUUUUCCGUACAAUGGACGCAUGCAGGAUUAUCUGAAGGCGACUGGACGUGGGGAAAUUUCCGUUGCGGCUGAUCAGUACAAGGAGAGUCUCCUCACUGCUGAUUCCAACGCUAAAUACGACCAGGUCAUCGAAUUGGAUCUUUCAACGCUGGAGCCACAUGUCAACGGACCGUUUACACCCGACCUCGCUCACCCUAUUUCCAAAUUGGGUGAAACUGCAAAGAAAAAUGGAUGGCCAAAUGAGAUAAAAGUCGGUCUCAUUGGAUCGUGCACAAACAGUUCUUACGAAGACAUGGGCCGAUGUGCAAGCAUUGCCAAGCAGGCCAUGAAGCACGGAAUUAAGUCCAAAUCCACCUUCAACGUAACUCCUGGCUCUGAGCAAAUUCGUGCCACCAUCGAACGCGACGGAAUUGCCGAAACGCUUCGUCAAUUCGGAGGCGUCGUUCUCGCUAACGCGUGUGGUCCUUGCAUUGGGCAAUGGGAUCGUCAAGACAUCAAAAAGGGCGACAAAAACACUAUCGUAACAUCGUACAACCGCAACUUCACUGGUCGUAACGACGCAAACCCGGCAACUCACGCUUUCGUAACAAGUCCAGAGCUGGUAACAGCGUUGUCAAUCGCUGGACGAUUAGAUUUCAACCCGGUUACGGACAAACUGAAGGGCGCUGACGGCAAAGAGUUCUUGCUGGACGAUCCAUUCGCUGACGAACUGCCCAGCCGUGGCUUCGACCCUGGCCAAGAAACGUACGACCAUCCUCCGGCUGACGGUAGCUCAGUCAAAGUUGACGUCGAUCCCAAAUCUCAAAGGCUUCAGCUUCUGGACCCGUUCGACAAAUGGGACGGCAAAGAUCUUACCGAUCUAGUCGUCCUUAUCAAAGCGAAGGGAAAAUGUACGACCGAUCACAUAUCCGCCGCUGGACCGUGGCUAAAGUACCGUGGUCACUUGGACAACAUUUCUAACAACAUGUUCAUCGGUGCCGUCAAUGCGGAAAACGGCGAAGUCAACAAAAUCAAGAACCAGCUUACGGGAGAGUGGGGAGCUGUUCCCGAUGUUGCUCGACAUUACAAAAAGAAUGGCGUCAGAUGGGUAACUAUCGGCGAUGAAAACUACGGUGAAGGUUCAUCUCGGGAACACGCUGCUCUCGAGCCCAGACAUCUUGGAGGACGUGCCAUAAUUGUGAAGAGUUUUGCUAGGAUCCACGAAACCAAUUUGAAAAAGCAGGGUAUGCUUCCAUUGACUUUCGCUGACCCAAGUGAUUACGACAAAAUCCAACCAACUGACAAGAUCAACCUCCUUGGUCUCAAGGAUUUAGCUCCUGGAAAGCCUAUCAAGGCAGAAAUCAAACACAAAGACGGAAAGGUUGACACCAUCACUUUGAAUCACACGUUCAAUGAGCAGCAGAUUGGUUGGUUUAAAGCAGGCUCAGCAUUGAACCGUAUGAAGGAAGUAGCCCUAGGAAAGUAGAGGGGUAAACGAAACUGAAGAAACGAAGGAUGAAGAUGUCGAAUUGAGAAGUCGAACAAUGCCAAAAAUGUCAACUAGCAGUAAGCUAGUAUGUCACAUGUAUUGAAUUUUCGAAAGCAAAUAGGGAAAAUUUACGAAAUCGUUCGUAGACAGGGAAUUUUAGUUCCGAUAGAAAUUUGAUUUUUGAAGCGGCAGUUACGCGUACAGACGGUAGAUAUUUAGGAAAUAGAACAAUGCAAAUAUAAGGUAGUAUUCAUUACGAGAACUGAAAUUUAAGGGAGCUAAUUAUCACUAAGAAUCAUGCGAUAUUAGAGAAAUUUUAUAAUCGGGCUAAAGUUGCAUACUUUUUUUUAUGCAUGUACGAUGUACAAUAAGUAAUGAAACUUCCCUUCAAUUGACAAAAUUAUUGUACGUAUUAUUGAUUAUGGAUGUGUAUAUUCAAACUCGAAUCAAGACUAGACUCAAAUCUAAAAUCGGUAGCUACUUUUUAGUCUCAAUUCAACGAUGCUAUUCUGCGUCUUUAUAAUCCAUUGCCAAUCAUUCAAGUCUGAUUUUGCCAACUGAAUAAAAGAUGAAUCGUAAAGACCAGUGCUCCUUGGGUCAGUUCUGUA
Molecule: messenger RNA, 3102 nt
Organism: Neodiprion fabricii
Lineage: Eukaryota; Metazoa; Arthropoda; Insecta; Hymenoptera; Diprionidae
Product: aconitate hydratase, mitochondrial-like
Exons: 9
Coding region: 125-2491 (788 amino acids)
Biological process (GO): tricarboxylic acid cycle
Cellular component (GO): mitochondrion; cytosol
Molecular function (GO): aconitate hydratase activity; 4 iron, 4 sulfur cluster binding
Source: RefSeq, a predicted model, not a curated record